CCGACGCUGGAGCGGCGCGGGCAGACAGCGGACGGGACCCGAGCUGACACCGCGGUGCCCAGGACACCACAUUCCAGCCGGGACGCAGAUAUCUCUGGCGCUUCACUUGUUCUGUUCCGUGUUAAUUCCCGGUGCCGGCCGCUUCAGCAGGAACCAAAUUUAAAAUAAACCCAAAAGGGGGCUCGAGUGUCGGUUCCCUCACCUGUCGAGAUGAAUCGCUGUACAGCUGCGUUGCUCCUGUUGGUCUUCGCCGUUUACUUUCUCAACGUGGAAGCCUACAAGUGCAAGUGCACAAGGAAGGGCCCGAAGAUCCACUACAAGGAUGUCCAGAAGCUGGAGAUUAAACCCAAACACCCCUUCUGCCAGGAGAAGAUGAUCUUUGUGACCAUGGAGAACGUGUCUCGCUUCAAAGGCCAGGAGUACUGCCUGCACCCCAGACUGCAGAGCACCAAGAAUCUGGUCAAGUGGUACAAGAUCUGGAAGGACAAGCACAGGGUUUAUGAAGCUUAAAUCAACGGAGCAUGCAGGAUUCGACAGAAACCCCUCAAAGAUCAGACUGUUUUAAAAGCACAAAUCUUAUAUCCCAAGCAAAAUUCUCUUUUUACAGACAGCAGGAGAGAUUAUCAAGGUCAUAACAGAUUAUUUGUAAUCUGUUUGUGCCAUUUUUAAAAUGAAAAAAAAAUCCAGUACCUUUUACAGUCACCAUUAUAUGCUGGUAGCUAAGUGCUUUUUUUUUAAAAAAAAUGAUAUCAGAUAUGCUUUUUGCAUUGCAAACAACUCUUAAAUCAUAGCUGGAUCAUGAGGGCCUUGAUAAAUCUGGCACAGAAUAAUGUUACUCACUGAAAAUCAUCCGGCAACACUCUAGUUUCGUUUUCCCAUGUAUCUGUCUCUGUUCUGCCUGUGGAAAGCUGUACAAGCCCUGGAGUGCUUGAUGGGGUCAGAGUGCCUGCAGUCGCUGCGCUGGGGUGCAGUCUGCUGUCUAGGUGUGCUGACAGAGGCCAUGUGUUUCGUGAAACUGAUAGAUUCGGGGUGGGAGGACGAGGGAGGCGGGUGAGGCCAGGUUUUCGCACUUGUUUCCUUUUCGGUGUGAACUAUUCCAGAAACUGUCCCGAGUCAGCCCAGCGAUCGCCGGUCUCCCCUCUCAACUGGCACUUGGUCUGGAGUCACCCUCUUUGAGUAAUAGUUUCGCACAGGUUUUGCAGGCCUGUGUCACAGAGUCCAGAGUACUCUCCCUCUUUCACCACAUGUUACUGAAAAACCCUAUCCAGUAUAUAUAUCCACAAGCGUCUGGGUACUGUUUUCUUUUGUAUUAUGUCCUAAUAUUUGCUUUACUUUGGGCAGCACUUGUAUUCCUCACCAAACUGAAUGUACAGCCUAAUAAUUUUUUUUUGCUAAAACUUUGCAUUUCACUUGUUUUGUAUCUCAUAUAUAAAUAUAUAAAUAAGCAGCUUGUAAAUAGAUGAAUACUAUGUAGAAAAGACAAAUACAUUUAUUAUCUCUUAAUGUAAUGUAUUGUAUUGCUAAAUUAUCAUUUUGCUAUUUAAAUGUUCUGUAACAGAAAUGUGUGUUUCUGUGAAGGGUCUCUCCAGGCCGUCCUGAAGAGAGUGUGUUGUGAUGCACAAGCAAUAAAACUUUGAAACAGA
This is a messenger RNA of Lepisosteus oculatus (spotted gar), 1643 nucleotides long. RefSeq names its product chemokine (C-X-C motif) ligand 14 (gene cxcl14). The record is from RefSeq and is a predicted model, not a curated record. Gene Ontology annotation, biological process: immune response. Gene Ontology annotation, cellular component: extracellular region. Gene Ontology annotation, molecular function: chemokine activity. Lineage: Eukaryota; Metazoa; Chordata; Actinopteri; Semionotiformes; Lepisosteidae.